Molecule: messenger RNA, 894 nt
Organism: Penicillium samsonianum
Lineage: Eukaryota; Fungi; Ascomycota; Eurotiomycetes; Eurotiales; Aspergillaceae
Exons: 3
Coding region: 1-894 (297 amino acids)
Source: RefSeq, a predicted model, not a curated record
AUGGGCUGCUGCGAGUCAGUACUGUCGCGUAAUGUCGACGACCAACCCCCAACCCAAGAACGCAUCUCACAUACAACAGCGACGAGGGAUACGAGCGACCGUUCCACGCAGCCAAGGCAACGAACGCGGCGCCCCCCCAAUGUCCCUCUAAUCGAGCACUACAACGAGCCAGUACGCAGCCAUGUGUGGCGCAGCAAGCGACGAACAUGGACGCGCGCACAGCUGGACCGCGAGCGCGCCGAGUUCUUUGAGACGCGCGUUGCCGGCAGCCCAGAGAUCUGGGCUGCUGUUUCGACAGUGAUAUCAUUGAUUCGAAGCGGUGACUUCGUUACUGCGCAGGGGAUCAUUGAUGCUGCGGGGAUUACUGUUCCCACCGGGGAUCUUUGUGAGGGUUGCUAUGAUGAGCAGGGCGUGCUUUACAGGGUUCCGCAAUGUGUUGUUAGUGAUCCGGAGAAUAUGGCUCCUUCGUCUUCGCGGACGGCUAGUGAAGAUGGCGGUCCUGCUGGAUCUGAAGAGGAGCCGGAUACUGGGACGCUCUCCGAUGGUAAGCUCGCUACGGAUGAUGCUUCCGGGGACGAGUUGAUUUCCCAGGAUGUUGAACGCCGCCGUGAUGAGAAGGGGAAGACGAGUGAGCGGGAUUUGAUCCGUGUGCUUGCUCGUUUGAGUGAUCGUGGAGGUCCGGAUAUCUUGCUUUCUAUUGGUAAGGGUCAGACCGUGGGGUUCUUGGCGAGGAAGGUGCAUCAGGAAGCCAAGCUCAAGGAUGAUAGGCGCGUUCGAAUCGCUUACCUAGGUCACUUGCUGAAUGAGCGUGAACCGCUCGUUGAUCAGGGGUGGAAGACUGGCCAUGUUGUCAAUGCUUUCGUCGUUUCCCCCGUUGAUGAUCUAGGCCUUUGA